Molecule: messenger RNA, 1374 nt
Organism: Phacochoerus africanus (Common warthog)
Lineage: Eukaryota; Metazoa; Chordata; Mammalia; Artiodactyla; Suidae
Gene: GDF7
Product: growth differentiation factor 7
Exons: 2
Coding region: 1-1359 (452 amino acids)
Biological process (GO): BMP signaling pathway; SMAD protein signal transduction
Cellular component (GO): extracellular region
Molecular function (GO): cytokine activity; growth factor activity
Source: RefSeq, a predicted model, not a curated record
AUGGACCUGAGCGCGGCCGCCGCGCUGUGCCUCUGGUUGCUGAGCGCCUGCCGCCCCCGCGACGGGCUCGAAGCGGCCGCCGUGCUGCGAGCGGCGGGGGCAGGGCCGGCCGGGAGUCCGGGGGGCGGCGGCGGCGGCGGCGGCAGCCGGAGGACCCUCGCCGCGGCUGCGGGCGCCUCCGCUGCCCCGGCCGCCGCGGCUCCCGGGCCCCGCGCUGCGCGCCGCGCCGCGGGCUCCGGCUUCAGGAACGGCUCGGUGGUGCCGCACCAGUUCAUGAUGUCGCUUUACCGGAGCCUGGCCGGGAGGGCUCCGACCGGGGCCGUCGCCGCCUCCACCUCGGGUGCUGGCCGCCACGGCCGCGCUGACACAAUCACCGGCUUCGCAGACCAGGCGACCCAAGACGAAUCGGCAGCCGAGACCGGCCAGCGCUUCUUGUUCGACGUGUCCAGCCUUCCCGACGCCGACGAGGUGGUGGGCGCCGAGCUGCGAGUGCUGCGCCGCGAGUCUCCGGAGCCGGCUCCUGGCCGUGCGACCUCGCCGCUGUUGCUGCUGUCCACGUGCCCCGGCGCCGCCCGCGCGCCGCGCUUGCUGCAUUCCCGAGCCGCCGAGCACCUGGAAGGAGCGCGCUGGGAGGUGUUCGAUGUGGUGGACGCCGUGCGGCGCCACCGCUGGGAGCCGCGCGCCACCAGCGCGUUCUGCCUGUUGCUGCGCGGAGUGGUGGGUCCCCGGCGGGACCCGCUGGCACUGCGGCUGCUGGGCUUCGGCUCUAGUGGCGGAGACGGGGCAGCCGAGGAGGAGCGGGCGCUGCUGGUCGUCUCCUCUCGCACACAGAGGAAGGACAGCCUGUUUCGGGAGAUCCGUGCCCAGGCCCGCGCGUUCGGGGCUGCCUUGGCAGCUGAGCCGCCGCCGGACCCGGGACCCGCCAUCGGGUCGCCGACCGUGGUCAUCGGCGGCCGCAGGCGGCGGCGGACGGCACUGGCUGGAGCGCGGGCGGCCCAGGGCAGCGGCGCGGGUGGGGGCCGGGGCCACGGGCGCAGAAGCCGGAGCCGCUGUAGCCGCAAGCCACUGCACGUGGACUUCAAGGAGCUGGGCUGGGAUGACUGGAUCAUUGCGCCGCUGGACUACGAGGCGUACCACUGCGAGGGCGUCUGUGAUUUUCCGCUGCGCUCGCACCUUGAGCCCACGAACCACGCCAUCAUUCAGACGCUACUGAACUCCAUGGCGCCGGAUGCGGCGCCAGCCUCCUGCUGCGUGCCCGCGCGCCUCAGCCCCAUCAGCAUCCUCUACAUCGACGCCGCCAACAACGUGGUCUACAAGCAAUACGAGGACAUGGUAGUGGAGGCGUGCGGCUGCAGGUAGCAUGAGGGCCAGGGA